Toxorhynchites rutilus septentrionalis is the source of this 2347-nucleotide messenger RNA. RefSeq lists its product as uncharacterized. The transcript is spliced from 2 exons. NCBI's taxonomy places the organism in Eukaryota, Metazoa, Arthropoda, Insecta, Diptera, Culicidae. The record is from RefSeq and is a predicted model, not a curated record. The coding region runs from base 188 to 1798 and encodes 536 amino acids.
GGUGGAAGGAGCCACGGAACCAAGAAGAUCACCAAGCGAGGAGACGGACACUGUGGAUUUCACCCGAUCGAUAGGAGGGCCCUUAGUAGCAGAAGCAGCAACAGCAGCGGAGCAAACAGGAUCAUCCCGGACUAUCUGCCGCUUCUCCCCCGAUAGUGGACGCCGCCAAAAAAGUCCGGAUUCAUCAAUGCCGGCCGAAUCAAGGACACGGUCCUAUAUACUCCUGCUACUAUUCAUUAUUCGACCCGUAGUGCUGGAAACAAAACAUGACGUGAAAAUUCAUCUACAGAACUUAGGACGACAACCUAUCCUGAUAUUUCACCAAGGAGAAGGACGACUCAGACUGGACUACAAAUAUUAUAUACACCAUUUUAAUCUCACCAUCAUUAGAACACAAAUCAAAGGCCUCAGAGAUCAAUUUGAUAACUUUAGCAAAAACCAGUUCACGGAUUUAAUAGUUGAAAAAUUUAACGAAAUAGAUUUCGCUUUAAAAAGCAUAGACCCAAUUAGAAGACAUAAGCGCUGGGAUAGUUUAGGUACGAUUUGGAAAUUCUUAGCUGGUAGCCCAGACGCCAACGAUUUGAAAAUUAUAAAUUCAUCCAUAAAUAAUCUCAUCAUUAAUAAUAAUGAACAAGUAAAAAUAAAUCGCGAAGUUAAUUUACAACUAAAAGAGGCUAUAUUUCAAACAAAAAAAGCAAUACAGUUAUUUAACGUUAGAUCAAUAGAAAUGUACUGUACUAAACUCUUAUUUCACUUGAAUUUCUUGUCUGAAAAACUAAAUCAAAUUAUUAAUACUAUAAUGCUAGCUAAAUUAGGAUUAGUUAAUGAACAAAUUUUAAGCCAAAGAGAAAUUGACAUUUUAAUUACAGACUUAGCUAGGGAAAAUAUUACAGUUCACACUGCUGUGGAGGCAACAAAUUAUGCGACGACGUCGGUAGCAUCGAAUAACUUAGAGAUUGCCCUUAUCAUCAAGAUGCCAAAGCUAGACCCAAGGAUUUUCAACAAGAUACGUCUAUACCCCAUCAUACACAACAAUAAGAAAGUACAUACACUCCAUCAGCUUUAUCUAACCCACGAUGAUGAAAUUUACCGAAUAGGUUCAAUCGAACCAACCAUAUUCGCUACAUACGAAAUUCAGCUGGAUAAUACAAGUUGUAUACCGAAAUUGUUAAAAGGAGAACCUGCGACUUGCAAUUACACAUCAAACCCAAUCGAAGAAGAAGUCCUUUACCUUGACGAGCGACAUAUACUUAUAAAUACGAUGAAAAAUUUCACUUCAUCAUCUAACUGCGGAAUAACUCAAAGGAAUCUUUCAGGAUCAUUUGUUAUAUUCUUCAGCAACUGUCAACUAUACGUCAACAACGUUUUAUACACAUCGAGAGUACAAACCUUACCAGGUAAUCCAGUUCAACUUCAUUUGGAUGGAGUCGAAAUCAAAAUGCAACAAGAAAUCUUGAACAUUAGUGUGGAACAUCUUCACAAGCUUCAGUUAGAAACUCGAAAGGAAUUGGAAUUGCUUCGUCUAAACAACACCAGUCUGCAUUUUCCACAUUGGAGUAUCUUCGGAGGAAUGGCCAUUUCGCCAUUCAUAAUCGGUUCCCUACCUUUUUUAUGUUUUCUCAUCUACAGAAACAGAACAAUACAAGUCAAUCUUAACAACUCUCAUCCCAACAACUCAUCUCAAGACCAGAAUACAUCAAUGAAACCGGAAGCAGUACAACUACCAUUGGACAACAUCCGACCCACGUUCAGGACUUUGUCAAUCAGAGACGUGAUUCAGAUUGAACCGAAUCACUAAAGGGGGACGAGUUAGCAACGAUCCCGAUCACCUACAUUCUUACACCAGCGGCAUGACGUACCACAUGUUGAAAACAUCAACAACCCGGACCACCAACAUGCACCGAGUCACCAACCACCACCGAGCCAGCGACGCGACGCACCACAUGCUGAUGUUAGCAUUACUGAAUUUGGGCAGCAUGUGUUUACAAACAUGUGUUGUUUUUCAUUCUCAGACCGAUCCAGGACAAUAGGCCACCUUGUUUAGCAUAAAUAAUCUACAUUUGAAAACGAACUGUACCUUUUUAAACUCAGACAAGAAAUAAAGAAUCAGAGUUAUUUUGUGACCCGAACUGUAUAGAUAUUUAACUCGAGUUCUACAGGAAAACGACGAGUUGUGACGUAAUUGUUCCGAUCGAAACGUGGUUGCGCCCAGACGUAGUAAACACUGAGCUUGCAUCAAACUACUGCAUUUUUCGAUGUGACCACGCGGCGGCGGUGCUUUGGUAGCUGUUAAAUCCGAUCUAGGUUGUAGAGCAGUUACGUUAACAAGCUGUGCUCAUCUCGAACA